AUGAUUGCUACUGCCGAAAAUCACCGCCAGAUUACAAAACCCAUCGUCGGGCUAAGAAGGGUUCUCGGAGCCAGCCCCCUGGCGGAGGGAGGGGGCUACCGCCGGGGCGUGGGGGCGGAACGGGGGAGGGACUGGCGGAACCCCCGAGCGGGAUGCCGCCUGGGUGAGAGGGGGGGCAAGGUCCGCCUGGCAGAAGUGGGGGACAGGAGCCCCUUCUGCCUGGCGGAGGUGGGAGAAUCGGGCCCCUCCCGCCGGGCAGAGAUGGGGGAAACGCCCCCCUUCCGCCGAGUGCAGACGGGGGAAUUGGGGAAGCGGCUGGGGAGUCUAUGCCCGGCGUGUGGCAAAGAGAUGGGGUUACCAGAGGGCAUGUGGUACCGUGGCGUGCCCUGCACCCCAGUGUCGACCAUCAAGUGCGGGACUGACGGCAAUGCCAUCGGCAUUCCUACACGAGAGGGCUCUUUCUGGAUCCAUCUGCUCCAAUAUUCUCCUCCUCACUUCACCAUCCCUCACCUAACCUCUCACUCCACCCUUAUUCUCUCUACCCCUCCCCCGUUCCCAUCCCCCCUAGAGUCCUACACGAGAGGGUUCUUCCUGGAUCCAUCUGCUCCAAUAUUCCCCUCCUCACUUCACCAUCCCUCACCUAACCUCUCACCCCACCCUUAUUCUCUCUACCCCUCCCCCGUUCCCAUCCCCCCUAGAGUCCUACACGAGAGGGUUCUUUCCGGAUCCAUCUGCUCCAAUAUUGGCCUGCUCACCACAUUGCCCAUCACGCCACUCCUCACAUAUCUACUCUCAUUCCAUCAUUGGCCCCCACCCGCCUUCCCCACCCCACCAACCCAGUCCUCCACGAGAGGGUUCUUCCCGGAUCCAUAUGCUCCAAUAUCGGGCUCCUCACCACACUGCUUAGGCU
Closterium sp. NIES-65 is the source of this 910-nucleotide messenger RNA. The record is from the annotation of a GenBank genome assembly. NCBI's taxonomy places the organism in Eukaryota, Viridiplantae, Streptophyta, Zygnematophyceae, Desmidiales, Closteriaceae.